UUCAAAAGCCCAUUGUACGCCGGGAAAACUGAAGACCAAUGGAGCCGCCGGAGUGCCCAGUGUGCCUGCAGCCUUAUGAGUUCGCCGGCGACUCUGUACCUCGAGUCCUCCCUUGCGGCCACUCUACCUGCGAGUCCUGCCUCUGCGCCCUUCCACGGCGCCCGGCCGCCCCAUCCACCGUCCGUUGCCCCGCAUGCAAUAUACUGGUCCGCAUCCCUGACCUCGGUCCCUCCGCCCUCCCUAAGAAUAUCGAUCUCCUACGAUUCUGCUCCCCGGAUUACCGAUCUCUAGACCGAGAGACAAGCCCCAACCCCAAUUCCAAACCAAAUCCUUAUCCCAUUCUCCUCCCACUCCCCUGGACCGAAGACCUCUACGCCAAAUGGAAAGACUUGGUUCUUCCCCAUGAUUCGAUCUCCUUAGUCACCUUCGAGUCUGGAUUGGGAACUGCCACUGCUUCUCUUUACUGUUCAUCUUCCUCCCAUAGGAACCGUAAGGCGAUCCUCCUUCCCUUAGACACUUUGAGCUCUUUCAGCGCCAAGCGCGGGCGUUUACGGCCAAGUUAUCUGGCGAGAGUGAUGAAUUCGCUGCAGCAGAUGGGGGAAGACGGAAUGAAUCAGCUGCGUUUACUAAUGAACGCUUCAUCAAGUUGUCGUCGGGGGAUUUCAAGUGUUUUCGGGUUGUGGAUGGAUCCGGAGGAGGAGAUUUCUCGCCUUUUUAUUGUCUGUGAGAGGUUUGAGAAAGGGGUUUUGGAUGUUUUGACCGAGAAGAUGAAUAUCAACGACGUGGUUGCUUUUUCCAUGAUGGCUAUGGAGAUGUGCGAAGCGGUGAUGGCACUGCAUUCUGAGUGCUUUGUCUGUGGAUGUUUGUUACCUGAUUGCUUUGUAUUUGACGAGCAUGGGCAUUGUAUCCUUGAUUUAAGCAGAGUUUUGGUUAGUGGAAAGAGAAUUCGUCUUAUGAUGAGUGGUUGUACUUCGGUAUCUGAUUCAGCGGUUUUUGCAAGCCCGGAAGUCGUUAUUUCUUUGCAGGGCAGUCUUAGUUCUUCUGAUUGUGGUUUUGAUGAUUUUGUGGGUUAUGGGUCAGAUGUUUGGUCAUUGGCUUGUGCCAUAGCUAUGAUUCUUUUAGGUGAUGCCAUGCUUGGGAACGAACUGUUUCAGAGAUUUUGUGAUAACUUCGCUAGAGACCCCUCUGGACAUUUUAAGGAGAUAUUGUUUGAUCAUUACGAGGUCUGGAAGGAAAAUUUAGUCUCCAAAUUGGAGGCUUUGCUUUUGGAAACUAAGCUAGAGUCAUUACUUCAAGUGCUCACAUCAAGCCUAAGUUAUCAACCACAAAACCGCCCUCAAGUUAAAGAGCUGUGGAGUUGCAUUAGGAGCUUGCUAACCAAAACUCAGGUGGCUUCAUUGGCUGCAACGGAUUCUUCUGAAGUAAAGGAGAAUUUUGUUAGCUGUUUGAUAAUUGGAGACAUGUGUUUGGUGCUUCCUGAAACUAACAACCUUUCGACAAAACUAGCGACAGGUGGUGCGUUAGUUGAACAUUUUAAUAUUGGUCAGGUUUGUACGGGCAGACAUAUGGUAAAAUGUAUGAAGCAAGAUGAAGUUGAUGCAGAACAUAGUGAAAGGUUGGACGUUAAUGAUUUUAAUUCAAUUAGUAUUGAGGCUCACCACGACUGCAUUACAGCAUUAGCUAUUGGAGGAGGUUAUCUAUUUAGCGCAUCCUUUGACAAGACCAUCAAAAUGUGGUUUCUGCAGGACUUCUCUCUUGUGCAAACCCUUAAAGGACAUGAACAUAAAAUCAUGGCUAUGGUUGUUAUAGAUGGAGCCCAGCCACUUUGCAUUAGUGGUGAUAGUUCAAGUGGAAUUUUUGUUUGGCGCAUUAGUAACUCUUCUAGUCAAGAAUUGCUAAAAAGUUGGUAUGAGCAUGAUGAUUGGCGCUAUAGUGGUAUCCACUCAUUGGUUGCAUCAGGAACUAGUCAUCUAUACAGUGGUGGUGGUGACAAAUCAGUUAAAGCAUGGUCAUUACAGGAUUACUCCCUUUCUUGUGUAAUGACAGGUCACAAAUCAACUGUAUCCUCAUUAGCUGUAUCGGAUGGAGUUCUGUACAGUGGAAGUUGGGAUGGCACCAUUCGGCUAUGGUCCCUUUAUGACCAUUCUCUUUUGUCAGAGUUGAGCGACAACACAACUGGUGGUUCUUAUCCUCUUUUGUCGCUUUCUGUCAACCAUCAUUUGGUUAUUUCUUCAUAUGAAGAUGGGUGUGUGAAGGUUUGGAGGAAUGAUAUGUUUGUUAAAUCAAUAAAAAUUCAGAAGGGUGCAAUUUUUGCACUGCAUGUAGAUUCAAAAUGGAUGUGCACUGGAGGUUGGGAUAUGACAGUUAGCAUUCAGGAGCUUAUAGAAGAUGAGUUGCAAGUGGAUGUCAGACCUGUGGCUUCUCUAAUUUUUGAUUCUGUGAUAACUUCUCUAUUACAUUGGCAUGGGAAACUUUUUGUAGGAUUCUCGAACAAGAUUAAGGUAUUCCAUACUUCCAGCUGAAAUCCAAAUGUUGGAUCAGCCAAUAAAUUGAACUGGUUUGUGUUUGGAACUUGUUUGGCUGGGUUGAUAGGGAAGUGAUCAUCCUGUGGUCAAUCAGUUUUGUGAAUAAUCUCUCUCGCACAUUAACAAAGAAUGAACUUAAAAAGCCUACAAUACGUUGUAUAUGCCCAUAAGUUGAUCUUCAAUGGAGGGCCAAAGCUUCCUGCUAAUAUUUCAAUGAAGGAAACCAUCGGAAAAGGAGCUCAUGCAGAGUACAAUAGAGCUAUUUUCCUUCUGUAAAUGUGUAAGGUUACCCCAUGCACAUAUUUUUUCUUUUUCUUCUGGAGAAAAUGCAGAAGAUGGAAACUGCAGAGGGGAAAAAUGAGUAGGAUUAUAUGUAAAUCUUCUGAAUCUCUUCAGAUAUAACCAGCAAAGUUGUAUUAAAAAUCAUUUAAUUGUUGACAAAAACAACUUGUUGUCGUUAGAAACCAGUUAUGCAGGUGGUCUUUUAAUU
Molecule: messenger RNA, 3015 nt
Organism: Dendrobium catenatum
Lineage: Eukaryota; Viridiplantae; Streptophyta; Magnoliopsida; Asparagales; Orchidaceae
Exons: 7
Coding region: 39-2522 (827 amino acids)
Biological process (GO): protein phosphorylation
Molecular function (GO): ATP binding; protein binding; protein kinase activity
Source: RefSeq, a predicted model, not a curated record